GAUUCAAUCACCCUAUAAGGACCAAUGUACCCAGUAGCUCAUGGAAGAAAAAAAUCAAACCAGGACAUCCUUGGUUUCCAGGCUACCGAAAUAUGGAAUGAAAACUUUAGGAAAUGUCUUGCAACCUGUGCCAAAUGGGACGGCUGUUGGUUUAGCAGGAAGUAAUGGUGGCAAAGACUUCAGCAAGCACAAUGGCACAGUGCGCAUGUCUUCCUAUUCUUUCAACUGGAAAAAACCCAAUAAAUAUCAACUUCAUGAUCAAAACGAGAGAGAGACCAACUCUAAAUAUAAUUGUAACGAAAAAUUAAUUGAUUCCGAGAGGUAUUCUCAGUCUCAAGGAGCGCUGGGUAACGAUGUGCUCAGGGUGGGUUUGAACAGUACUUCGGUUGCCUCAAAAGCAGCAAAGCAAACCAGUAUGUUUGUAUCUAAUACUGAGGAAUUAAACCCAAAGUCUUUGCCUGGACUCUCUGGUUCAGCAAAAUUCACCAAAGGCACCCUGUCAGGGAGGACCCCGUAUUCUGGACUCAGUGCUCCAAAAUCCAAUUUAAAUGGAUUUUAUGGAAACAGGCCGGUGGUAGGCUUGCAGAGACCUAGAUCUAAUUCCAGUGCCACAAGGACAAAUUCAGGAGAAAGCCUGGCACAAUCUACAGACAGUAGCAAGGCUUUUUCCUGUGAAAAAAUGGUAAGAUCACAAAGUUUUUCACAUUCCAUUCAGAAUUCUUUCCUUCCCACUGCAUCCUUAACCAGGUCACAUUCCUUUAACAAAGCUGUGGAUCUUACAAGGCCUUAUCAUAGUCAAAAUGUAGCUGCCAGGACAUCUCAGAGAUCGACUCUGUUGUCAAGAAAUGCCCGCCAGUUGGAUGUACCAAAUGGAAAUGAACCUGUGAAGUAUGGAUUUACCAGGCCGUAUUCUGGCACAUCAGCUCCUUGUGCAAAGAAGCCCCCACUGUCAAAUGGAUCUGGGUCAGCACCAUCUUUUGGAUACAGAUUGAGUCGGCCUUCUCUGCUGAAGCCCACCAGGCAGCAAUUUGCUGGAAACACUGUUGUGGAUGGCAGCAAAAGUACAACUCCUGACACAUCCCUCGUGCAGACCUCUGAAAUUUCAACAAAUAUUAACAGAGCAAUUGAGAAGAGCAGCAUUUUAGAGAGCAGUGCUCAAAGAGCAGAAUCUGAUCAGGGCCUGCAUGAAAGUAUGGGGAAACAUGGAUCAAAAGUCAUGUGUAUGAGUGAUGAUGGAGAUGAAAUAUCUAUAUCUUCUUUGUCAUCAUCUGAAAAAAAUGAUUUGAGUGAAGACUUCAGUGAUGAUUUCAUAGAUAUAGAAGACCCCAACAGAACUACACAAAUAGAGCAAAAGGAAAGCUGCCUUCAAGAGUUAGAGCACAUGAGCAUCACAUCCAUCGAGCCGUUCACUUCUCUCAAGGAAGGUGGAGGAUCCUGUGGUAAUGCUGAUGACUGGCUUGAUAUAAACGUGUCUGCAGUGGAUGACAACAGUGAAAGCACAAAGCAUACUUCCAAGAGUGUGAUUUCUCCAGAGAUGAAUUACAGAGCUGGUUCCUCUUUUGAGCUUUCUCCAUCUGACAGCUCUGAUGGCACGUAUAUGUGGGAUGAAGAAGGACUGGAACCUAUUGGAAGUGUCCAUCCUUGUGGAAGUUAUGAAUCUUCAGAAAUGAACAGCAUAGAUAUCUUGAAUAAUCUUGAUUCAUGUGAUCUUGAGGAUGAUGAUCUCAUGCUUGAUGUGGACCUACCUGAGGACCCACCUCAUGAUAAGGAGGAAUGUGAAAAUAUGAGCCGUUAUGAUAGACAAGACAGAAAUGCUAGGCAACAUCAGGAAGGUUUCUGGAAAAGAGCACCACAACAACGGUGGAAUACACAGGAUCACUAUCAUCUUGGCCACACUGAUCACUAUAUCCAUGGUAAAAAUGACUUGAACAGGGGAUCAAAAUACCUAGAAUCUCCUGUUGGUCACUUGGAAAGCUAUGGAGCACCAAAUUUCUACCAGGCUCCUAGACAGCUGGUGGGCUUAGCAGAGAACACUGUGAUGCUGGAUGAAAUGACACUUCGGCACAUGGUCCAGGACUGCACAGCUGUAAAAACUCAGUUAUUGAAGCUGAAGAGAUUAUUGCACCAGAAUGAUGAAAAUAUAUCACUCCAGGACAUCCCACUCUCACUUCCACCAAGUCCAGAACCACGAGAACCUGAGACAACUUUCAAGAUGGAUGAUCUGCUGAAUGAGAUCAGGCAGCUGAAAGAUGAACUGAAGAAAAAGGAUGAAACAAUCAACCAGUUAGAGCAUCAACUUGCCACUAGAUGUAACUGCCAGAAAGACAGUCAAAAACCUGCAGGGACAACGUGUAUGAACGCUGAUAAAUUUACCCAAACCUCCUGGAGGAGGAGUUCUGGUGGGUAUUCUGCUCCCUCCUUCUCUCCCUGGCAGGGCUCAUUCCAGGGCAUCCCUCGGACUGUUCCACCGCACCGCAGACAGACCUCAAGUACUACAGCCUUCCAGCAGCCUUCCCAGUUCCACAGACCUCGCCCAGGGAAAACUAAUAAAAAUGCCACAUAUCGAGGCCCACAGUGAAUAUCCUAAACAUGGUCUGCAUGCAAAUAGCAAUCAUCAGAAUCAAAAUGCUGCAAAUAUCUCUCUCAUAAACAGCCUGAAUGAUGCAAACUCUUUAAUGAGUGUACAGUCAAGCGUAAAAGAUGAGAAUACAUCAUAUUUGGAAAAUUUGAAAAAUAGAAAUACUGAAGACCCUGGAGAG
This is a messenger RNA of Chaetura pelagica (chimney swift), 2759 nucleotides long. It is a transcript of the gene CCSER2, whose product is annotated as coiled-coil serine-rich protein 2. The record is from RefSeq and is a predicted model, not a curated record. Gene Ontology annotation, cellular component: microtubule cytoskeleton. The transcript is spliced from 10 exons. Lineage: Eukaryota; Metazoa; Chordata; Aves; Apodiformes; Apodidae. Gene Ontology annotation, biological process: microtubule bundle formation. The coding region runs from base 41 to 2578 and encodes 845 amino acids. Gene Ontology annotation, molecular function: microtubule binding.